Messenger RNA from Myxocyprinus asiaticus (Chinese sucker), 1346 nucleotides. RefSeq names its product family with sequence similarity 53 member B (gene fam53b). Gene Ontology annotation, biological process: protein import into nucleus; positive regulation of canonical Wnt signaling pathway. Lineage: Eukaryota; Metazoa; Chordata; Actinopteri; Cypriniformes; Catostomidae. The transcript has 5 exons. Bases 225 to 1346 code for a protein of 373 amino acids. The record is from RefSeq and is a predicted model, not a curated record. Gene Ontology annotation, cellular component: nucleus.
CGUGCAGCAGCAGCAGCGGCGGUGGUGAGUGAGUGAGUGAGAUGAGCGGCGGGACACACGCGGGGAUGAAGAUGAUCUGAACGGCUGCGGCUACCGAUCCGGCCCGCGCGAGGAGAUGCGCCGCUCGCUCUCUCGGUCCAGACGUCUCAUAUGAGUCGGGUCGGGUCAGUACUGAACAUGAGCUUCACUAGAACUCUCCUGCACUGGAAUGGACUGUGGCAAACAUGUGUGUUGCCAUGGUGAUUAUUCACACUAAAACACUGGACAAGAAGCCCGUCGAUGAUGUAACAUCCCAAGAGUCUCUGCAGCUGCACGAGCCGCCAACCAUGAGCCAGGGGACGGCCCUCUUCUCCUGCGGAAUCAUGGAUUCUGGCCGGUGGUCUGAGGUCAGCAGAGGCUGCGGCGUCCAGCAGCGACCCGUGGGCUCCAGUCUGGAGAGCCUGUGGGACAGCGUGCGUGAAACGUGUUCCGCUCGUGAGGCGGGCAGCGCGAGCACCAUCAGCGGAUUACUGCGAGAUCUCAGCCUGAGUGAAGCACCCUCUCCUGGCAGCACAGCCCCGCCCAGCAAACGACAGUGUCGCUCACUGUCCUGCUCUGAUGAGCUCAGCGGCUGCCGGUCGUCGUGGCGACCGCAAGGCUCCCGUGUGUGGACAAGCAUGGAGAAGCGCCGGUGUCACAGCGGGGGAAGUGUUCAACGGGGAGUGGUGUCUGCCUUCAGCCCAUCGGGGUUUCCCGCGAUACAGCGCAGCUCCAGCUUCAGUCUGCCGACUCACACGAGCCUGCUGCAGCCGUUCGGCCACGCCUUCUCUUUUCCCGCCUCCUCCGGACCGCCACAGACGCCCUACUGCUCGCAUGAACAGAUCUGCCUGCCCGAGCCCAGCGCGCCAUCAGAGGCCAGCUCACCCGACUCCACCCCAGAGCUGGAGCGCCGUGAGUGUGGACUCCCCCGCAGCCGAUCGCAACCCUGCGUCCACAACGACAAAAAGAUCGGCGUGAAGCGCAGGAGACCAGCAGAGAUUCACAAACAGAGGCCUUCACUCGACCUGCUCAAGAUGACACAGAAGCUGCAGGAUUUUCACAGUCUGAGCUGUCCAGGAUUCACCACGAGCGAUCGAGUGCCGUUUUCCAGUCCGUCACUGCAGCACGAGAGUGAUGACACAAGCGAACAUCUUCAGCUCUGCACCAAAGAUGACACCAUCAUCAACCAAUCAGACGCCAGCUGGACAGGAGGACUGAGCAGUGGCAAAGAGUGUGAGCAUCUGUGGGCGGGGCUGUGCAGCGUCAGGGGGCGGGACGUUUUCCAGCUGGGCGGAGAACUGGACAUCGAACAGAUCGAGAGAAACUGA